GGGAGGAAGGCAAGGAGGAGGAGCCGUGAGCCGCGGCGGUGGCGGCGGCUGCUGCGGCCGCCUGGGGAGCCCAGCCAAGUGCCGCCUGGGGCUUCAGGGAGUGCGAGGAGACGGAGCAAUCCGUAGAGCCCGGGCGGCGGGGCCGAGCAGAGGAUUGGCCAACGGCUCCUUUCAACCCUGCCUCGUUGGUGGCCACUGGAGAAGCGCGGGGGGCUCCCCAGACAGCCGUGGGGACAAGUUAGAGCCAGCACUUUACCCCGGGCCUCGCGUGUAGCUUUCCUUGCCCUGUUCUAGGUGGCCCAGUGUUCAGAGGGGGGGUGCGGGUGUGCCCUCCUUACAUGUUCCACCGCCCGGGCAACCCUUCGGUCUCGUGUUCCAUCUCGCUCUUGCUUCCUGUACCGUAGUCAAGUGGAACCACUUUGCAUCAUGUCCCGGUAUAGCUACCAAAGUCUCCUGGACUGGCUCUAUGGGGGUGUCGACCCCAGUUUUGCAGGCAAUGGGGGCCCCGACUGUGCUGCCUUCCUGUCUUGGCAGCAGCGGCUGCUGGAAAGUGUGGUGGUCCUGACCCUGGCCCUGUUGGAGAUCCUGGUGGCCCUGCGGCACAUCCUGAGGCAGACGGAGGACGGUAGGGGUGGCCGUGGCAGCCAGCCACAGCAGGUGACCCAGCGGCCAGAGGAAGGCAAGGAGAGCCUGAGCAAGAAUCUGCUCUUAGUAGCCCUGUGCCUGAUCUUCGGGGUGGAGGUGGGCUUUAAGUUCGCCACCAAGACCGUCAUCUACCUGCUCAACCCUUGUCACCUGGUCACCAUGAUGCAUAUCUUCCUCCUGGCCUGCCCUCCGUGUCCGGGAGCUAUCGUCAUCUUCAAGUUACAGAUGCACAUGUUGAAUGGAGCUCUUCUGGCAUUGCUGUUUCCUGUGGUAAAUACCCGACUGCUCCCCUUUGAACUGGAGAUUUACUACAUCCAGCAUGUGAUGCUCUAUGUGGUCCCCAUAUACCUGCUUUGGAAAGGAGGUGCUUACACCCCAGAGCCCCUCAGCAGCUUCCGGUGGGCUCUUCUCUCGACGGGUCUCAUGUUCUUUUAUCACUUCAGCGUCCUGCAGAUCCUCGGCCUGGUCACCGAAGUGAAUUUGAACAACAUGCUGUGUCCGGCCAUCUCAGACCCAUUCUACGGCCCCUGGUAUCGCAUCUGGGCCUCGGGACACCAGACUCUCAUGACCAUGACCCACGGGAAGCUGGUCAUCCUGUUCUCAUACAUGGCUGGGCCCUUGUGUAAAUAUCUGCUGGAUUUUCUCCGGCUGCCAGCCAAGAAAAUAGACUGAAGGUGCUUGGAUUUUUGUUUUGUUUGAUUUUGUUUGUUUUGGUUUUGUUUUUUGUUUUGUUUUGUUUCUCCCUGAGGAAGCAAGUCCUGACUUGGCUCAGAGACUACCCAGUUCUUGGCACAAGUCAUUGGAGAGGGCAGUAGGCUGCUUGGUAUAUUCCCUUUUUCCCUCCUCUCUGUCCCCUCUCUUCCACUCCUAUUCCCUGUGCAGCGUCUCCCUAUGGGUGGCUCUCUGUGCCCAGGGACAGUGCAGGGGGCUGGAGCUUACUUCCUUUCGUCCCCUGGGCUCUGGGUCCUUACUGUGCCCUACUCCCUCUGCGUGGCCUUACCCAGGGAAAUGGUAGUCAGCGGCUGCCUUCACUGCCUGUUGGUGCUUUGACCAGCAGCUAGUUGAAGAAGCAGGGAACAGCAUCCCAGCAGUGAAAUAGUGCUGGGCUCAUGUCUCUACUGCCAGGGACCUCCAGGCUCAUGCUGGGAUCCCCCUUUAUCUCCAGCAUAGCCCCAUCAUAAGGGACCAAGGCUUUGUUUCCAUACCAGCUGCAAGCUCAGAGCCAAGGGACUUCCCAGACCACAGCCAAAAUAGAUUCCCCCAGUGACGGGCAUCCCAUGACUCAAAGCAGGGAGUCACCCAGCCACUCCGUCUAGGGUGCUGCCUGGGAUGGAAGGUGAUAGCAAUGGGCAGCCCAAAGGGCAGGAUUCUAUAGAAGGUUGUUGGAGAUCUGUUGCCACGGUGAAUCUGAAGCAAAGCCAGCGAAGGUGUACUCAGUACCAGGCAGGGCUGCCCCACCCCCUCCAAAAAAAAAAAGCCUUCCUAUGAAAGCUGAGAACAGAACCCACUUCCCACUCUGAAGUGAGCUGAGAAAUGAAGAAAUCCACUAAGUUUAGUGGCAACUUGAGAAAGCUGUGAUCAGAAUCACACUCUGUGUCACAUCAGGCAACGUUAGUCUCAGCCACCCCUUGAAUCAUCCUCAUUGUCUCCGUAUGUGUCUAUCUGUUUCCGUUUGUCUGAGGCUGCUUCAUGGAAGAGGGAGCUGGGGUUGGGGCUUGGGUGCUGUUUGGCUGUUUGUAUUUUGGAUGUUUGAAACGGGGGAACCCUUGCAUUUCGGGAGGUGCUCUAGGGCCAUUCCUGGCCCUUGGAGGAUGUGUCCACAGCUCCUGAAGGCAGUUUCUUUAGGGUUAGAUUUCUUUCAUGUAUGACGACGUCCAAAGCCCACGUGUAGGUUGAAGGGGAACUGCAAAAGGAUCAGGUCCCCAUAGGUAGAGGUUCAAAUCCUCAGGAGGGAGGAGCUCUGCUUAAAAGGUACUUAGUCAUGUGUAGACCACAAGGGCACCUGUGUCUCUGCAUUUGCUGACUCCUUGUCAACUUCUGGUAGGAGGAGAUCUGCUUAAGGUUAGAAAAGCUUUUACCAUGACCACCCCAUUGCCCUGUUCCAGUUGCAGUAUUCAAUGUAAGUUUGUGAGUACUUGGCCUACCCUGAGCUUCAGGGACUCAGUGGCCAUGAUUUUAUGAAAUGGACUUGCAGAGGAAGCAGGGGCAGGAGGAAUCUCCCAGAGCAAAUGGAAACUUAAGGGAAGCAUCUAUGGGAGGGUUUACUUGACCAUGAGGCAAUCGACUCUGAGGUACAGAGAGCUCCUGCUAUGACUUUUGGUUGCUGAUUUGCCUCACUCCCUCAGAGAAGUGGAUGGAGGAAUAGAAUUGUGAGAGCCACCAUGGCCCUGGGCCUCUCUAUAAGAGAGUGUGGAAAGAGGUCAUAGGAGGUGAGCCCAUGAGGCCUGCCAUGGAGCUGCUACCUGCAGAGAUACAGGGCCUCAGCUGAGGGAGCCAUCUCCAGAAUGCUAGAGAGGUGGGAGUGCCACACAUGCUUCUUCCACACCUGAGGCACCAUGGCCCACAUUGCCAGGCGCCUUGGACUUUCCCUGCAUUGGCAUGCCUCCAGUGGCUUGCCUUUGCUUUGGCACUAGCUCAACAGACCCAUUUCUGGUAGUCAUUUUCUGGUGCUCAGAGAGAGAGAGAGAGACAGGGAGAGAAAUUCAAAGCCAUGUUGCUUGGCUUGGCCAGGACAGAGCCAGACACACCUAUCAAGGAUAAGGAAGUAAAGGGGAAAUGCCGGGGGCCUAGGUUGGCUCAUAUGUAAAGAAGUUAAAGAAACAGUUUGUGGCUCCUUCAGGAGAUUCCAUAGGGAGUCUUGGCCUGGGUUUGAGGUGUUGGGGACCAGGGGACCUUUUCAUUGUAUCUCACUCUUACCUUGGUCCAAACCAACAUGACAAGAGGUAUAAAGUGCUCUAAGCACUUUGACUUGGGAGUUGCCCCCAGGUUUGUCCAACAGCCCUCUACCGUCUGUGGUACCAGGGACAAAGGAGAAGACAGUUUGCGCAGACUCUGCAGCUCCUCCUCAGGCUGUUCCCUAGCUACCUUGUCCCUACGAAGGCUGUUCCCUAGCUACCUUGGCCAAAGUUCCAUGUGCGGUCUACCAGUAUGUGUGAGUUCCGUGCCUGUGUGAAAGUGCUCAGAGAGGUGGCCAGUUUCUUUGAGAUAGUCCCUGCAAGAGGGAACAGUGCAUCCUCGAGCUCUCGGCAUCCGUGGUCAAGGGGCUGUGCCAACAAGAACAGUUGGCUAAACUGGACAAUUUGUGGCAGCCACUCUGAGUAACAGAUGUUGUCUUCCCUGCUUAGAGGUCCUUCCCACCCCCAGUAUUUGGUUUUGUGUGUAUAAGACUAGGCCCAGCCUCCUCUCAGAAGCCUGGCAGCAAGUACUUCUGUCAGCCUGUGAUACACUGUGGGGUCCUGGAGCCGCCACCUCCACCUCUCAAAGUCUGUCACCUGUCUUUCUGUGACUUCUUUGUACCUGUGGCUUCACAGGGUCUAAGUUGGCUAAGUGGAGUCGGCUAUGCACUUUAUUCUGUGGCUCUUCAGAGUUCCUGUCAGACUGUCCCUUUUGCUGUAGCCUCUGUUGGGCUUUUCUGUGUGUGAUCAUGGACAAUUCAGUGUUUUGUGAUGUAAUUAAAAGCUUCUUCCAGCUCAGUGUUAGCAGGGCUCUACACAGAGGAACUAGGGUCAGGUAAAGCUCUGAGUUGUGUUGAGCUGGAUGUUCAGACGGCAAGGGCCCUUUUAGCCCUCCUGCUGCCAAAUAGACUUCCCUGGAAUUCUGUCCCCUGUCUUCUUUGGGAGAGGAGUUUCUUAAUGGUUCCUACUGUACAGGAGGCUUAGGGCAGGGAGGAAAGGGGGCUUUCUGACGCUGUAAGACAAGACACUGCUGCUGGUUUUAGAGACCCAGGACCAGGCCUCACAGGCAACUUGGGAUGGUCCAGGACUGGGAAGGAGUGUCCUGUCUCCUGGCCUUGCCUUCUCUUAGGUAGGAGUCCAUGAGAGGAGUCAGUCUUCCUCUGGUAUAUGCGCCUGCAGGGAGACCAAGGUACUUGCUGUUGCUCUUGUCUGAGAUACUUUUGUACGCUGAUGUGCCACGCACGGCACUAAACAGACCCCACCCCCACUCAAUGAUAAAAAAGCAAAAACAAAAGUCAUUUUUAAGCAGAAACAAUGCUUCAGAAGCUCUUGAUUUAUUUUGGUGUCAAUGUUAGAGUUUAAAGUGUUCUUCACUUAUGUGAUUGUGGUGAAGAGAACAAGAUUGAAUGGUGUAGAAUUAUUUCUUCUGGGACAUUGCUGAACACCUCUUCCCCCGUCCUUCUCAAGCUGAGACUGCCAUGUACUGUCACCCUCUUGUGCAAGGCUCCCCUGAGAGCCAAUCUCUGAACUCCCUAGAGGGCAGCAAGAUGGAGCCUCCGUCAGGCUGCUUCUGGGGCGCUCUUUCCUCCCCACCUCCCGUCUACCUCCCGUCUUCAGGUGGUUUUGUAUUGUGUUCCCUCUGUUUUGUAAAAACCCCUUUGAUUGUACUGAAGUGGUUUCUGCAGCCACCUUUAGAAAUAAAUAAAUGGUCCUUAAUUUGUGUACUUAGUAUUUUGAAUCUUAGCCUCAGGUGUUUGUGCUGUUGAAGAUCCCUGGAUGAAAAGGAACCCUCCCCAUGGAACUUAUUGUUACAAUGUUUUCUUCAUUUACUGUUAUUAAAAGAUUUAUGAGAA
Mesocricetus auratus (golden hamster) is the source of this 5392-nucleotide messenger RNA. It is a transcript of the gene Tmem164, whose product is annotated as transmembrane protein 164. Lineage: Eukaryota; Metazoa; Chordata; Mammalia; Rodentia; Cricetidae. The transcript is spliced from 7 exons. The record is from RefSeq and is a predicted model, not a curated record. The coding region runs from base 427 to 1317 and encodes 296 amino acids.